AUGAGACUCCGCGAGACCAUCCGUCUGCCCAAUCGGCUCAACGAAGAGGCGCACACUUACACAACCGCAAGAAGAGCGCCACGCCGAGUCAUCAGUUCAUAUCAGUCCAGGGCCGAUACCUUCAAUCCCAACCUCCCCCCUGCGGCUUUCCCUACCUUGGAUCGACCGCGCCACCCGCAGCUUCGCACCGAUGACCCGACUCACGAGGGCAAAGACAAUGGCAGUCGCAAGCGCUCGUACGAGUGCAUGAUCAAUAAUGCUGAUAUCGAUGGCCCGGUCUUGGAGACGGCUGCGGAGCCCAGAGCUGAAUGCGAAGAGAUACCCGUCGAGCAGAUUGAUAACUUGAUUGCGAGUAAUGGCGAGCUCAAUCCGAUCUACGUCAAGAACAUGGCCAUCAUGGCCCAAGCAGAAUCGGAGAGCGCGACGUUCGAGAAGGGUAUGGAAGACAGUGACACGGACGAGGAAGAGGAUGACGAGCCUGUUGUUGAGCCACUUACGGCUUCCCAAUGGCGCGAUCUGUCGCCACAAAUGCAGGUUGAGGUCUUCGAGAAUGUGGAGGAAAGCCAUAGUCGACCGGCCAGGAUCUUGCUUGGGAUCUCAGAAGAGGACAUGAAGGAGCUAGAGCGCAAUCGAGGACUUCGCGCGAAGCAGUUGGAGAAGGAAGACAGGCUCCUGGAGGCAAUGCGUGGGAAGCAGCUCGGAGCGAUCCUUCGGACCAACAAUGUCACCCCGCGAGCCACUCAGGUGCAGCCGAAAGUGGCAUGCCAGAUGAUUCUGCGCCAGUCUCUUCGCAAGAUCAAGCGGGCUAUCGCACCGGAUUUCCUGAUCUGUCCGGCCGAUGAGGUACUCCGCGCUCGAAGGUUCUUACUGAAACGUGAGAUGGAUGGGGAGCUUGCAGGCGAUUGG
This is a messenger RNA of Aspergillus fijiensis CBS 313.89, 906 nucleotides long. RefSeq lists its product as uncharacterized. The annotation marks the transcript as partial. The record is from RefSeq and is a predicted model, not a curated record. The transcript is spliced from 2 exons. Lineage: Eukaryota; Fungi; Ascomycota; Eurotiomycetes; Eurotiales; Aspergillaceae.